Molecule: messenger RNA, 909 nt
Organism: Phaeoacremonium minimum UCRPA7
Lineage: Eukaryota; Fungi; Ascomycota; Sordariomycetes; Togniniales; Togniniaceae
Product: putative uracil permease protein
Exons: 4
Coding region: 1-909 (302 amino acids)
Biological process (GO): nucleobase transport; transmembrane transport
Cellular component (GO): plasma membrane
Molecular function (GO): nucleobase transmembrane transporter activity
Source: RefSeq, a predicted model, not a curated record
AUGGGAUCGGACCUAUCAUAUAUCAAGGCGCCAGUAUUCCGGCUGAUGGCAACAUUCGCGACGAACAACGCGGAUAUUGCCCGAUACGCUCGCCGUCCAAAUGAUGCACUAUGGACCCAGCUGAUUGGAAUGCCUCUCGCAUUUGGUGUCGUGGCAUUCUUCGGAAUCUUUGUCACGAGUGCUUCAAAGCCUCUGUUUGGGAAGGUGCUUUGGGAUCCUACCGCUAUCCUCGACGGAUUCCUGACCGAGUCAUAUGAUUCCAAAACUAGAGCGGGUGUGUUUUUCAUUGCAUUGGGAUUCUCUUUCGCUCAGUGCACGACCAUGAUCUUCGCCAACAUUAUCGCUGCUGGAAAUGAUACCUCCGCAAUGCUGCCCAGGUUUAUAAACUACCGCCGAGGUGCAAUAAUCUGUUUGAUUCUUGCAUUCGCUAUCACACCAUGGAAUCUUACAAAAACAUCAUUCUCUUUCACAAGCUACCUUGGAAGUUACCAGGUAUUCCUUGCUAGCAUCAUCGGCGUUGUCAUCAGCGACUACUACUUCGUCCGGCGUGGCAAGCUUGACCUUGUGGCAAUAUUCUCACUUGAGCGUGGCGCGCCUUAUUACUAUACCAAAGGUUGGAACUGGCGUGCGUAUGCCGCUUAUGUUAUUGGUAUUGUGCCUGUCUUUCCUGGGUUUCUAAAAGCUGUUGGGGUGCAAAGCAUCCCAAUCGGUGCCAAGCAGUUAUAUACCUUCUCGCUGCCUGUGGGUAUCAUUGUUGCUGGUGUGACCUACUGGGGUCUAAACGUUGCAUUUCCAUCUGCUGGUGGACCUUUUGACAAGUGGUCAGAGCCUGCCCCUGGCGAGGUGGACGAGAUUGCGCAUGGUACCAAUGAGAGACUUGACAAAGAUCCGGAGAAGAACAUUGCCUAG